Messenger RNA from Solea senegalensis (Senegalese sole), 5066 nucleotides. Its product is annotated as copine-9-like. Gene Ontology annotation, cellular component: plasma membrane. Bases 33 to 1745 code for a protein of 570 amino acids. Gene Ontology annotation, molecular function: calcium-dependent phospholipid binding. Gene Ontology annotation, biological process: cellular response to calcium ion. The record is from RefSeq and is a predicted model, not a curated record. Lineage: Eukaryota; Metazoa; Chordata; Actinopteri; Pleuronectiformes; Soleidae. The transcript has 20 exons.
AAAGAAAAAAGAAAGAAAGAAAAUAUUCAGCCAUGGCAACAAUAGGGGAUUUUGACCCACUCAACUCCACUGUACCCGCGACAAAGAUUGAAGUCACCGUCUCUUGCAGAAACCUGUUGGACAUGGACACCUUCUCCAAGUCAGAUCCUGUGGUGGUGUUGUACGUUCAAGGCCUGGGGACCAAAGAGUGGAGAGAGUUUGGUCGGACCGAGGUGAUCGAUAACACGUUGAAUCCAGACUUUGUAAGGAAGUUUGUCCUUGAUUACUUCUUUGAGGAGAAACAGAACCUCCGCUUUGAUGUGUACAACGUGGAUACGAGAAGCUCCAACCUUUCAAAACAUAAGGACUUCCUGGGUCAGACCUUCUGCACGUUGGGGGAGAUCAUCGGCUCGACUGGCAGCAGAAUGGAAAGGACGCUCUCUGGGAUCCCAGGGAAGAAGUGUGGAGCCAUCGUCUUCACAGCUGAGGAGCUCAGCAACUGCCGGGACAUUGCCACCAUGCAGCUCUGUGCCAACAAGCUGGACAAAAAAGAUUUCUUUGGCAAAUCUGACCCUUUCCUCGUCUUUUACCGGAGCAACGAGGAUGGCACGUUCACCAUCUGCCACAAGACUGAAGUUAUCAAGAACAACCUGAAUCCUGUUUGGCAGCCGUUUACCAUCCCUGUUCGAGCUCUUUGUAAUGGAGACUAUGACAGGACGGUGAAGGUGGACGUUUACGACUGGGACCGAGAUGGGAGUCACGACUUCAUCGGCGAGUUCACCACCAGCUACAGAGAACUGUCCAGAGGCCAAAGCCAGUUCAACGUCUAUGAGGUUUUGAAUCCAAAAAAGAAAGGCAAGAAGAAGAAAUACAUCAACUCAGGGACGGUGACCCUACUGUCCUUCAAAGUGGAGUCUGAAUGCACAUUUGUCGACUUCAUCAGAGGAGGGACACAACUCAAUUUCACUGUGGCUAUAGACUUCACAGCAUCCAAUGGUAACCCGUCUCAGCCCACUUCACUGCACUACAUGAGUCCAUAUCAGAUGAAUGCAUAUGCCAUGGCGUUGAAAGCUGUAGGAGAGAUUAUACAGGACUACGACAGUGACAAACUCUUCCCAGCAUACGGCUUUGGAGCUAAACUUCCUCCAGACGGCAAGAUCUCCCACGCCUUCCCACUAAAUUCCAAUGCAGAAAACCCAAACUGUGUGGGGAUCGAUGGUGUGCUCGAGGCUUAUUUCCAGAGCCUGCGAACAGUGCAGCUGUACGGCCCAACCAACUUCUCUCCUGUCAUCAACCAAGUGGCUCGAUGUGCUGCAGAAGUGCUGGACGGCUCCCAGUACUUUGUGCUGCUGAUGAUUACUGACGGCGUCAUCUCAGACAUGGCUCAGACCAAGGAGGCCGUGGUCAAUGCAGCCUCCCUGCCUAUGUCUAUCAUCAUAGUAGGAGUAGGCCCUGCUGAGUUUGACGCUAUGGAGGAGCUGGAUGGGGAUGAAGUUAGAGUGUCCUCCAGGGGGCGUUUUGCUGAUAGAGACAUUGUUCAGUUUGUUCCUUUCCGGGACUACAUCGACCGCUCAGGCAACCAGGUCUUGAGUAUGGCCCGUCUGGCUAAGGACGUGUUGGCAGAGAUCCCAGACCAGCUGCUGUCCUUCAUGAGAAGUCGAGGGAUUGAACCCCGGCCACCACUGCCCAUCACGUCUGAAUCCCCCUCAAUGUCUACUACCACUGCAACCACCACCAAGGAACGCAAUAUGCAUGCCUUGAAAUGAGGCCACUGUGUGUGUGUGUGCGUGUGUGUGUGUGUGUGUGUGUAUGUGUGCGUGGGUGUAACCGAGUCAGGCAUGUUUCACAGGAAAAUAAAAGGAAAAAGUAGCAAGGGAGACUUCAUCCUAUUAAAAGUGUAUAUGGCGAGGAUUCCUCUGACAGGAUGUGAAUUAUUGGUGUAGAAAAGAUGUUCCUGGUUCCUGUCGCUCUACUCCCUCUGCAGGUAUAAGACAGCUCUGCAGUGACAAACAUCAGCACUUAAAUGAAAAGCUUCAGAAUAAUUAAUUUGGCUGUUUUUUCCUUGAUGACCAAACCUUGAGAGCUUCUCCUGCUAAAGUCGAGUCUCUGUCCACUCCAGUUUAGUUCUGCUUCUGUCUACUCUAAUAUAGUAAUAAAUCCUGACAUAGCUGGCGAUUUGUUUCUAUUGUAAAGAAGGACAGAAAGAUGUCCUUUCCUUAUUCAUUAAUUCUCAGGGCAUUUCAAAGGCUUGACGGUAAUAGGAAACUGAAAAACUUGGGCAUAAUUAAAAUCUUGUCCUGGUCGUGGCAACUGAACACCAGGGGACCACUGGCUGUUUUCAUUGCUUCAUAAAAGCUGUAUAAUUUGCUGAACACGACAUUGAAAUAUUUUUCUUUGAAGCAGAAAUGAAUGAUUUACAUUUCAAGGUCAACAUUCCGAGAUGGUGCAUCAGCAAGUCUAAAGUAAUCCCACAUGGAUACGAAGAGUGGCACUUGCAUGCACCUCCUCAAAGCAGGAAAGCUAUAAGGCCCUGAGAGUGGCUCGAGACCGAGAACAGACUGAAAUAUCCUCCUCCACUCCAGCACCUCUACUUAUUCCUCCAGCAAGCAUACCAUUUCACAGUAUGAGGCUGUGCAAAUUAUUUCACCCCAGGUUGCAACGCUGGGCAUUGCCAUAUCUGUGUCCAGCCUCUUACUCUAAAUUGUAACUCCCAGCUAAGGCUUUGGUUUGGGACACGUCUCAAGAUGCCUGGAGCUGAUUAGUGCACAAUCCACAGUCUCAAACACUUCAUAUGUAGCAGAUUAUGUGUGAAAGUGUUAUGGUCACCUUUGCUUUACCAUAAUUUUAUUUUCUGGAGAGGAAGGAAAAAAGUGAAAUGAAGACUGAGGUUUGGUAUACAUGACACUCAGAUGUCAUGUCAUGCUAAUACAGUCUAAUACCACAGUCCUACAAUAUAGUCAGUUUUUUUUGUUGAAUCUGUGUUGCAGAGGUAUUUUUUAAGGAUGUAGACUGCAGUAAUGUUGAAUUAUAUUCCAUUACACAAACAGUAUUUCCUGUUAUUUAGCACAUAUCAGCCCCCUAGUGGAUUGUAUUGGAGCUGUAGAUGGGGUAUGGAAUAAUAUUUUCAGUAAUUCAUCUUGACAGUGGAUUUUUUUUUUUUUUUUUAAGUAAUCAUAAAUUAUAUUACAAAGCCAUGGGAUUUAAAGCUGCAGUGGAUAACUUUAGAUAAUUGUUGUUGUUAUUCUGCCUCUGUUUUGUCUUUGGGACCAUAACACAACGUUUGUGUGCUGCGUCUUUCAUGUGAAAAUGGGCUCUGUCAUGCAAUACUAUCAGUCUUGACUGAGGGAGUGUUUACAGCAGUGGAAGAAGUAUUUAUCUCAUCAAACUGCUGAACGAUAGGAUUUUUUGAGCAGUAGAAUUACCAUUUUGUGGGAGCUCAUUUGGUGUAUUCAGUCAUACUCCAUCUCAUUAUACUAGUGCAAUGCUGUAGUUGCUUCUGUCCAUCUUGAUGUAAAAUUAAUUACCAUGGUUUGAAUCCAACAGACAUUUGUUUAGAUUUAUAACAGAUAUCACAUGAUUGUUGACCGCUCUCAUUCACACUGAAAGAUAUGUUAUGUAAAUGGUGGGGAUCAUAGUUGUUUGAAAACAACUGUGGUAGCAUUGUGGUGGACAAAAUUGUGUUAUCUAGUUGGUGACAACUGUUGGAUAUUGCCAUGUUGGUGACACUGUUUUCAGACUGUGCUGACUGAUUUUGAAAACGUAUGCACACUUCAUUUUAAUCACUUCUGGUGUUUCAUACAUGACUGCAUAUUCAUGUGUAUGUAUGUCAGUCAGCAUCUGUAUUAACAAGCUGAUCAGCAAAGAAUCUUGACCCAAAAAGGCUUUUUUUUCCAUUUGUCAUGCCUUUGUCAUGUAUAUUAUUGAUUCAACCUAAAAUAUGCUUUGCGAGAAAGCCCAGAUAUGAUUUAAUAUGAUUUAAAUGAACAGGGUGAGCUCUCUUUCUGUUGGUCUAAACCUAUUUGUCUCUGACAGGGGCUUGUUUGGAACCCCAAGCAAAAAGGUACGUGAGGUUGUUCUAAAUCAAACUGAAGCAAGCAAGUGGCACUGGGCCUAGUAAUGGGGUUGUCAACCUCGCCUCGUGUUCAUAGACAUAUCAUAGAGUUUUAGGUGAUAUUCAGAGAAUUGUUGCUCCUGUGGACUAACAUACAAUACCAUGCUGCAACCGGGUCUCUGAACGUUGGACAUUAGAUGAAUGGUUUAGUCUGACAGCAUCACAAAUAAAUAUGAAAAUUGAAGUGAUUUCUAUAACAAACAAUAAUAUCAGUAUUAUUACAGAACAUGUGCCAUAUUGUAUCAGAAAGGAAAUGGAUAUGUGGCCUUAUUUCUGUCAUAAAUCUACAAGUAUGUGUAAAGGGGGGCUCUAUUUUUAUAUAAAAACAGGACAUGUGUCAUUUUGCAUGCUUAUUGUGCUGAUAUGCUGCCAAUGAUUGUACUUGUUUAGGAAAACUAACUGUAUAUUUAUUCAAAUCUGAAAAUGAAUUCAAACUGUAUGUGUUGACUGUGCAAAGCAUAUACUUUCUAUUUCUAAUGUUAUUGUGUAUAAUAUACUUGAAGGAACUGCCAACACAACAAUAAUAAUAAUCCAAAAGAUAUAGAAGACAUAUUAGGUUAGAUUUGUAUCAUACAGUGUUUAAAACAUACAUGCAUGUGUGUGUUACAACUACACAAACGCAAAGUCAGUGUCACAUACAUGUAACUUAUUGGAUAUUUUUAUAUGAAGCAUGUGGGGCUUUAUAUACAAUGUGUACAGUAUUAGAUAAUUACACAGACAAAAACACCACUCACCACUCCUCCCCAGUCAUGUGUUCCAUGCAGACUACAUGUAGGUCCAAUGUAAAUACAUCUUAAGUGAUGAACAGAAUAUUUUGUGAGCAGUCUUCCUUGCAUUUCAUUCCUCGCUGACACUCUUAAGUGUGUGUUUAAUAUGUUUUGUCUCCAUUGUGUUGGUUACAAUUCAUUUAUAGGUUUUUUUUCACUAUCUUACAUCUUUUGCUUGGGAACCAAAUAAAGGUAUUAUUUCAGGCUUA